Peromyscus maniculatus bairdii (prairie deer mouse) is the source of this 2455-nucleotide messenger RNA. RefSeq names its product calcium homeostasis modulator 3 (gene Calhm3). Gene Ontology annotation, cellular component: plasma membrane. Lineage: Eukaryota; Metazoa; Chordata; Mammalia; Rodentia; Cricetidae. Gene Ontology annotation, molecular function: monoatomic cation channel activity. The record is from RefSeq and is a predicted model, not a curated record.
CCAAAGCUACACAGAGAAACCCUGUCUCGAAAAACCAAAACCAGAGAGAGAGAGAGAGAAAAAAAUAGCUAAACAGAAACCUCUGUGAACCAGGAAGCAACAUUCCUCCAUGGUUUCUGCUGUACUUCCUUGGUUAUGAAGCGAGUUCCUUGGUCAGAAGUCAUGCUGUGAAGAAUAGCAAGCAGGCCUGUCUUCAGGUUCUCUCGUGAGUUCCUACCCUGACUUUUCCUCAAGGAUGGACUGUAACCUGUAAGCUGAAAUAAACCCUGUCCUUCCCCAAGUUGCUGUUCGUUGGAGUGUUUUAUCACAACAGAAGCCACCCCGGCUCUGCUUGUGCAGUAUCCUCUACUGGAAGGCCUUUGCCUCCCGUAGCCCUUCUCAAAGGAGUCCCUGAGGUGGGACUCCAUGUUCUUCCUCUUCUAGAAGGCCUCUGGGGAGGAGUUGUCACCCGUCCAGCUUCCACCCAGCCCAAAGCACACAGGAACUGUCCCUGGGCUGGGCUCUCAGGUUGUAGCCUCAUCAGAAAGUACAGUUUUGCUCCAUCUAUGCUUUCUCUGGCCACACCCAGAAUUUGCCUGUCCCCAGGGAGCCCCACACAUUGUCUGAGUACACAAACCCCGAAGACAGGCACAGGGGCUGUGGAGGGAGUCAGGGCAAGGCAGGGUCCAUUUGCCUAAUGCUUUGGUCUGGCUGGUCACAGAAUGGCACACCCCACGGGGGAGGGAGCGGCAGUCACCUGGCGAGAGGCGUCUUUAGAGAAAGCCAGCCUCUACCUUUAGUCUUCUUUACGCCGUGGAGGGUAGGCUUGGGGGCGGCGGGCAGCCUUUUCUUUUGUCCACUGUGGGCCUAAGAAGAAGCGAGACACCCUCCUGGGGCGCCCAGGUCCAUCACUGAGUGACCAAGCCUCAGUGCCCCACCGCAGCCGCAGUCAUGGAUAGGUUCCGGAUGCUCUUCCAGCACCUUCAGUCCAGCUCGGAGUCCGUGAUGAACGGCAUUUGCCUUCUGCUGGCUGCCAUCACAGUCAAGAUGUACUCCUCCUUCGACUUCAACUGCCCCUGCCUAGCACGCUACAACGCCCUCUAUGGCCUGGGCCUGCUGCUCACACCCCCUCUGGCCCUCUUCCUCUGUGGUCUCUUGGUCAAUAGACAGUCUGUGGUGAUGGUGGAGGAAUGGCGCCGGCCAGCAGGCCGCCGGAAGAAGGACCUGGGCAUCAUCAGGUACAUGUGCUCCUCCGUGCUGCAGCGAGCUCUGGCAGCACCCCUGCUCUGGAUCCUGCUGGCCCUCCUUGACGGGAAGUGUUUCGUGUGUGCCUUUAGCAACUCCGUUGACCCUGAGAAGUUUCUGGAUUUUGCCAACAUGACCCCCAGCCAGGUACAGCUCUUCCUAGCCAAGGUGCCCUGCAAGGAGGAUGUGAUGGUUAAAGACAGCCCUGCACGCAAAGCUGUCUCUCGAUACCUGCGGUGCCUGUCACAGGCCAUCGGCUGGAGUAUUACCUUGCUGCUGAUAGUGGCAGCCUUCCUAGUCCGCUGCCUGAGGCCCUGCUUCGACCAGACCGUUUUCCUGCAGCGCAGAUACUGGAGCAACUAUGUGGACCUGGAACAGAAGCUCUUCGAUGAGACAUGCUGUGAGCAUGCGCGGGACUUCGCGCACCGCUGCGUGCUGCACUUCUUCGCGAGCAUGCAGGGAGAGUUGCAGGCUCUGGGGCUAUGUAGGGACCCAACAGGUGGAAUCCCAGAGUCACAGGAACCCCAAGAACUCCCUGAGGACCUGGAUAGUGGAAGCGGGAAGGCCUACCUGCGUGCGAUCUCCAGCCAGGAGCAGGUAGAUCACCUCCUAAGUACCUGGUACUCCAGCAAGCCGCCCCUUGACCUCACAGCAUCCUCCAGGCUCCGGGGGCCUGGCCUCAACCACCGUGCCCCUAUAGCUGCUCCAGGUACCAAGCUGUGCCACCAGGUCGAUGUGUAGGGAUCUUGGUAGGCUCCCACAGCAGCGGUUUUCCCAUGUCACAUGCCCAUGUUGACACGGGUCUGGAAGCCAGCCUCCCCUGUUGACGUCCCAAAUGGCCCAGUGUCUGCCUAGUUUCUGGGCAUGCCCUCCUCUAUGGAUACCAUUCCCUCUGGGCCCAAUCAAGUUCAGAUUCUGAUUCAGCGCACCCAGGACUGAGUCCCUGAAUCUAUCCUCCCUCCCUCCCUCUCUUUUCUUCCCUUUCUCCCUUCUCCUUCUCUUCUUCCCUUGCCCCGCCCCCCCCUUUUUGAGGAAGAGUCACACUUCAGCUGUCUAGCCGAAGAAGGCCUUGAACUCCAGGCCUGGACUGCAUGGCUAGCCUCAGGCUCCCUUAGUGUCAGGAUUACAGGUGUGAGCCCACCAUUCCCUGCUUUCUAGAAUCUCGUCUCUAACGAUCCCCAACGCAACACUGGUUCUUCUGGGCAGUGGACCAAACUUUGAGUAGUCACAG